UCGGAAUGAGGGAUAUUCGGUCGCUCCGAUUGUCUUCGAAAAUAAUAGGUGGUCCCUUAAUUCUAGAGCCCAACGGGCACACAUCGCCCGGCGAAGAUCCGCUGUAUGUGAAGAAUCUGGAGCUUUUCAUACGACCAGGAGAUCAGCUAGUCUGGCCAGCCAUUGGCUACGAGAGAGAUGUAUCCGAAGACUCUUCGUCCUCGGAAGCACUUGCUCUGGCGCAAGGCUGGCUCAAAGAUUGCCUUGGUGGACAUCCAGCAUGCCCAGCAUACGCUGAGAGUCCUCUCCCGACGAGAGUGCUUGAAGUCGGCUCCUACACCACGAACCCCAGACUUCAUGUCAGCAAUGGAGCAUUGGGAAAGUAUGCCGCGCUGAGCUAUUGCUGGGGCCCGCCUCCGCACCACUGGAAGACGACGCCUUCAACGCUGCAAGAGCGCACGACGAGCAUCCCGUUAACCGAACUCCCGAAGACGCUUCGAGAUGCAGUCAUAAUCACCCGCGAGCUUGGGAUACCCAAUCUCUGGAUCGACGCUCUCUGCAUCGUUCAAGAUUCUGAGGAUUGGGCUAGCGAAGCUGGAAGAAUGGGCGAGUAUUAUAGUAACGCUGUUGUUACAAUCUCUGCCGACGGCUCCACGGACAGCCACACUGGGUGCUUCGUUCGGGGCAACCGACGAUUCUCUUCCGCCGUACCCGUGGUCUUCGAAGGCAAAGAUGCCGCCAUUCGUGUUCGAACUUGCGGCGCGUGGCCACUUGAUGGCGCGCAUCCGCCGAUGGCCACACGGGGUGGCGGCAAGAUCAAGCUGAAUACCAGAGGAUGGACUUUGCAAGAGCAGAUCCUUUCACCGCGAAUACUGCAUUUCAGCGGGUAUGAGAUUGUUUGGGAGUGUGCGUCUGCAAUGCCUUGUGAGUGCAAGUUGGUACCAGAUAAGCCUCUCCCGAUACGAUUGAAGAACCGUUUGAUCAUCGAAAACUUCACGCCGAGGUCGGCAAUCCAUGCCAGCACUCCGAACGAAAGGAAGGGACUGAUGUUGCGGUGGAACCAAGUCAUCUAUGACUUUACACAGCGAGAUUUAACCUACGCAUCCGACCGCCUGCCUGCUUUAUCCGGCCUCGCUGCUGUGAUGCAGACGCAAAGCGCUGGGGAUGAGUACGUCGUUGGCUUAUGGAAGCAAGGGCUUCCGAUGUGGCUUUGCUGGCAAUCACUCACACCUCUGGGUGCCGCGUUGACGGCUCGCGCCAACCCUCCAAGCAGGAGACACGAAAAGUACUGUGCUCCGUCAUGGUCCUGGGCAUCCGUGUCUAGUGCCGUAGAGAUGUCAUUGCAGGACCGUGAGAUCAUGUAUGAAGGAGCGAAGGAUUCGCCCAUCGAAAUCAAGCUCAAUGUCCUCUCCAUCUCAUGCAUUCCGGCCGGGCUAAAUCCGUUCGGGAACGUAAGUGCGGCGGAAUUGCACUGCGAAGGAACGGUCGUUCCGGUCCAUCUGCAGCAGACAGAUGCGACGAGACAACUCUACGUCGUCAGUGAACGCGCGGCAGAAGGCGGGAAGCCGACCGCACUGGUAUACCGCGACACCUAUGAAGAUAACGGGGAGAUCGAGAUCGGGAACCUGUAUUUCCUAUUAGUCGUCAUAUCUCAUCGCCCAUCGCGAAACGAUCUGCAGUAUCGCUCGCUCAUGUACGGGCUCCUGCUGCAGAGGCAGAGCUUGGGAAGGUAUUGUCGGGUUGCGCUGGCUGUUGGAUACCCUAAUGAUGCGAUCGGUCGGUACUUCACUGAAGAUUGGGAAGCUGUUGGCGAGAUGAUGGAGUUAGUUCUUGUGUAGUAGCUGAACUCUUUCAUAAGGAUCUCUACUCUGCACCAUAGACCGACGUACCUAGUCUCAUCGUUGAUGAGGCCAGUAUCUAACCCUCCCAAAUCACAUCCGUAUGAGAUUGUGAGACAUACUUUAAUGCAUUUUCAGAAUUCUGGAGAGAAUGGAAAGACUGAAGUUGAAAGUCGGUGUUAACUCUGUUUUAUUAGGGAGGUUCGAAGACCUUAUUAUGUACACCGAGAGCGGCCACCCCUAGGGGUAGCUUAAUAGAUAUAGC
Molecule: messenger RNA, 2082 nt
Organism: Mytilinidion resinicola
Lineage: Eukaryota; Fungi; Ascomycota; Dothideomycetes; Mytilinidiales; Mytilinidiaceae
Product: HET-domain-containing protein
Exons: 2
Coding region: 6-1817 (603 amino acids)
Source: RefSeq, a predicted model, not a curated record